Messenger RNA from Pyricularia oryzae 70-15, 2382 nucleotides. Its product is annotated as MFS transporter. The record is from RefSeq and is a predicted model, not a curated record. Gene Ontology annotation, biological process: transmembrane transport. NCBI's taxonomy places the organism in Eukaryota, Fungi, Ascomycota, Sordariomycetes, Magnaporthales, Pyriculariaceae. The transcript has 4 exons. Gene Ontology annotation, cellular component: membrane. The coding region runs from base 547 to 2097 and encodes 516 amino acids. Gene Ontology annotation, molecular function: transmembrane transporter activity.
GAACUAGACCUAGAACUAAGUAUAGACCCCGGGUAGCAGUGGGCCAAUUUCUUGCAUCUAACCCACUGGAUUGGACAAGUAUUCCAAAGUCUUAGUCAAAGUACUUUCAGAGGGCACAGUCUGCUACGUCAAACUUACGGCACGCUUACAUGGAUUGUACCUGAUUAUGGCGCUUAACAAGCUUUCGUCAUGACCCGAGUUUUUUUCAUCGGUUAUCCCGGCCUGGACAAAGAUAGCCGUCCUGUCCGACGUCGGCAAGGUUUUUACCUUGCUUGAGUAUUUUUUGCUGCGUGUUCCCCCCCAUCAUCCCAUACCCGACUCGAAAAUAAUAACCCAUGCGAUUUUAAACUACCUUGAACCCGCGAUGGCUUCCCGCUCCAAAGGCGCUAGAAAAGCAACUUUGAUGGUGUGUCCAAACGAUCGGCAUUGUUGUCCAAGCUCGUUAGAUUGGAUGCGCUGAAGACCCCUUGGGAAUUUUACUUGUUCAUUGCCCAGAAAAAAAAAAAAAUCUUCGAAAGGGUUUCUCCACCGCGUCAGAUUGUCGCCAUGUCCGUUGUCAACGAGACGACUGCGCUGACCAAGGCGACAGCGCAAAACCGCCACAAAGAUGCCAUCCAUACAGCAGCCACGUCUGAAGUGGGCGCCAGCGAGCCAGCUAACAAACGCGAUUCUGGCUCGGGGCGGCAGGUCUCCACGGAUGCUGAUGAUAGCGUGCUGGAGAUGGGAGAGGAGGAGUGGAGGGCGGCGGAAAAGAGCCUCGUGCGGAAGCUGGACAUGCUCUUGAUGCCCACGCUGUGGAUCCUAUACCUGUUCAACUAUCUGGACCGCACAAACAUCUCGCAGGCCAAGCUCAGUACCUUUGAGAAGGACCUAGGUCUGGUGGGGAAUCAGUAUAACGUUGCCGUGUCCAUCCUCAACAUUGGCUACAUGCUGAUGCAGCUGCCGUCAAACAUGCUCCUCACCCUGGCCCGCCCCUCCCUCUACCUCCCCUUCUGGACCUCCCUCUGGUCCAUUGUAUCAGCCUCCACCGCCAGCGCAAACUCCUUCGGCCACCUGGUGGCGAUCCGCUUCUUCCUCGGCUUCGUCGAGGCCCCCUUCUCCCCCGGCGCAAUCUACCUGCUGACGUGCUGGUACCCGCGCCGCGAGCUGGCCCUGCGCAUCUCCAUCUUCCUGACCGGCCUGCCGAUCGCCACCGCCUUUUCGGGCCUCAUCGCCGCGGGGGUCCUGGGAAGCCUCGAGGGCGCGAGGGGAAUCGCGGGCUGGCAGUGGCUGUUCAUCAUCGAGGGGGUGGGAAGCUUCGCCUUUGCGCUGACGUCGCUGCUCCUGCUGCCCGAUUUUCCGGACCAAAAGAGGCGCAGGUGGUCCGCUGUGCGCUGGCUCAUCACGGAGAGGGAGAGGCGCGUCGCGGAGGAGCGGAUUCGUCGGGAUCGGGUUUCGGUGCCUGGUGCCGACGAUAAGGGCGUCUUUCACGGGCUGAAGCUCGCGGUGCUUGAUGUUCGGACGUGGAUUUUUGUCCUAAUGGUGACAGCCAACCACGCCGCCUACGGCUUCCUCAACUUCUUCCCGACCAUCGUCAAGGGCUUCAAGCUGGGCGGGCAGACCGAGACCCUCCUGCUGACCGCACCACCGUACCUGGUGUCGGCCUUUGUCGUGCUCUACGUCGGCAUAUCGUCCGACAGGAGGCACGAGAGGGGCCAGCACAUCGCCAUCCCGCAGAUCAUCGCCUGCGUGGGCUUCAUCAUCACGGCGGCGACGCAAAACGGACCCGCGCGGUACGCGGCCGCGUUCCUGUACAUCUCGGGCAGCUUUGCGAGCCUGGCGCCGCUGUAUUCGUGGGCGAGCUCGACGCUCGGCGAGACGCCGCAGGAGCGGGCGUGCGCGCUCGCCAUCGUCAACCUCAUCGGUCAGCUGGGCAACAUUGCGAGCCCUUACUUUUUCCCUCCAGGGGAUGCCCCGAGAUAUGUGAUGGCAAACAUGCUCAUGAUGAUGUGCUCGGCCAUCGUCGUAGUGGCCAGCGUCGUCAUGAAGGCCAUGCUGAAGCGGGCCAACAUGGAGCUGAUUAGGAACAACCCCGCAGCUGUGGUCUAUACCUUGUAAAAGCUCCAGAGGGAUCGGCUGGAACUGGCUGGAUGAUGAACGGCCGGUUUAUACACCGUCUGCCGAUGGUCCAAAGGAUACUUUGAGGAUGUGAACAAUAAUUUAUAUGUUGAUACGGCAUCUGAGAAUGCAAAGCGCAUUCGUCGGUUGAACCAACAACAAGCCUCUGUAUAUCUCAAGACAUAGACAUAUUCAGGAUAAGAUAUAGACGCAAGAUAGACCAUGAACCAUCAGAACCACACGAAUGCGUCAUUUUCCUAACGCAACGUAUACCCAAAAAAAAAA